Molecule: messenger RNA, 1323 nt
Organism: Mesorhabditis spiculigera
Lineage: Eukaryota; Metazoa; Nematoda; Chromadorea; Rhabditida; Rhabditidae
Source: the annotation of a GenBank genome assembly
AUGGGUCAAGUUGAAGUUGGCGUCAUCUUGCAAUCCGAGGCGGCUCGGCUGUACUACCUGCCCUUGCGCAAGGCGCAGCCAAUCCGAAUAGACUUGGGCGAGAUACCGGUCGAGCUGGCGCGAUGGGUGGUUCGGGUCAAGGAGGGCCGCGAUGUCCGGAUGUUCGCCCUCGAGGCACACCGGGAGCCGUUUGAUAUGAGAAGGGUUGGGCGUUUUGUAGAGAUUAUACUUCUGGACUGCCGCGUCGAUGAAGCCGGUGAAAUUGUGCCGUCGAACCCAGUCUUCUGGAAAGUCACCGAUCCCAACGGCGUACACCCCCACGACGCCGUUCUUCGCCACACUUUCUGGGCUCGUCUCGCUUUCGCCCCACACGCACCGGGAACAAUUGAGGCUCAGAUCGUGGAAAUCGCUCUACCGGCUUCGCCGUCGCCCAAUUUGCCUGCUCCACCGCCAAAGCAACAAAUCAGGAAGCCCGCUCCGGAAAGCUCGCCUCCUGACCGGCGCGUCCCCGACUGGAUCGAGCCCAGCGGCCCACACCCACUCGAUGUCACCUAUGAAAAAAAAAAGCGGUCGAGCCUGCCGGUCAAGAAGAGUGGAAAAGAAAAAGUGCAGCAGCCUCAGGAAACCGUCGAAGACUUGUUCGGGCAUCUGGACUUGAGCUCCAGUUUCGAGGACCUACCACUGAACCCAUCCCUCUUCAACAACAAUCCGCCGGGCAUGCCAUCGAAAAGUCAAGAAAUCAAGGUCCGGCAGCUCGGCAACACGCCGCCAUUUCCGACAGAGGAAGAGCGACGGCGCCAGUUUGAGGCCAGCCUGCGCGCCUUCGACUUCAACAAGUUCAAUAGCGCUGCAUCGCACCCGCCGAAUGGAAAUCAACCCGUCGAAAGUCACGCCGCUCCCAUUCAGCCUGUCGUCGCCAAUUCUCCGGUCAAGCUAGUGGGUUCCUUCGAGCGCGAGAAGGUUGAAAUGCAGUCGCCGAAGAUCAGCGUGCCCGAAAUGUUCAAGGACCAAGUUCUCCAGAAGGUCCAGAAAUCACCCAGCAACUCGUCGGUCAAGGACUCAUUUAAGGAAAUGGUGGUGGCCUCACUUUCGCGAUCGCCAAGCCCAACCCAGUUACAAAUGCCCGAAGCGCCGCCCUCGCCUCCCACCAGCCCCGAAUUGGCCAAAUUCCUCAAUGAGAUUAAAAUAGACCCGCGUGACGGCAGUUUCCCCGAUGCUUGCUACAAACGAUGGGCCCUCCUCAUCGACGAGGACCCGCUUCUUGCUGACGUGAUCGCCGAGGAAUUCUCCGACUAUUACGCUCAACUCUUCCCCAACAUGGUC